Molecule: messenger RNA, 741 nt
Organism: Aspergillus affinis
Lineage: Eukaryota; Fungi; Ascomycota; Eurotiomycetes; Eurotiales; Aspergillaceae
Exons: 3
Coding region: 1-741 (246 amino acids)
Source: RefSeq, a predicted model, not a curated record
AUGAAGCUGUCCUUCCUUUUCCUUGGCCUUCUGGUGGCCUUGGUGACUGCCGUCGCCAUUCCAGAGCCUGAGAACGGCAUGUCUACCCUUACCACCCACCCCACUUGGCUACCCUCACUAACCAAGCCAAAGCCGAUGUUUCUUAUCCUGGACAGCCAUGCAGAGGAAACUGGGCCUGUCCUAGCUCCGAGCACUGCGAAAAAGGCUACUGCCAGCUCAACAUGCUUGAAGGACAAGGACUGUUCCAAGUACAUGAAAUGCUCUGACACUCACUGCUUCCCUCAUUCCAACAAUGAUCGCCGUGACUCCGAGGACUCCACUGGCUCUGAUGUUGCCGACGCUGAUUCCAACGCUGUCACCUACAACGAGUACCCCGAUGAAGCUACUGUUGUUCCUGACGCUCAGUUCCAUGCUCCUUGCGUCAAUAACUCCAACUGCUCCUCGAAUGAGACCGGGCGCUGCUGGGAGUCAGGUGAUUGCAAUCGGCGACAGCAUUGCAUUAAUACCUUCUGUUACCCUCCUAACCUCAAGAGCCGUCGUGACUCUGUCGAUGGUAUUGGUAUCGACCAGAAUGAUGAUGUCACCGAGCUUGAUCAGGAGGACACGCUGCUGGAUCUAGUGGCUAGGGAGGAAAACAUUCGGUACAACAAGUGCCGUCGUGGCUGUAACACUAGCAAUGACUGCUGCCGUGGAGAUGACUGCUGGGGUAGAGUUUGCCUGGGUCCUCAUCGAGGAGGUUGA